Eruca vesicaria subsp. sativa (arugula) is the source of this 1476-nucleotide messenger RNA. The record is from the annotation of a GenBank genome assembly. Lineage: Eukaryota; Viridiplantae; Streptophyta; Magnoliopsida; Brassicales; Brassicaceae.
UGGAAGAAGCAUCCCUACUCUCCCGGGCUAACCUCGCCGCCGCAACUUUUCCGAGCACUUUGAAACAAAAGAGAAUGGGCUCAGCACAGUCUUCACAACUCCUCGACGAUGAAGAAGAAGACGACGAAGAAGAAGACGAACCAGAAAUCGAAGAAGCUAACGACGGAUUAAACAGAAGAGAGCUAGACAAUGUCUUAGUGAAAAAAGUCCUCGAGCAAGAGCCUGAGAUGCUCCCCUGCCACGCGUCAGCUUCCCCGCUCUCUCCUCAGCUCUCUUCCCUCGGGACGCCUCGAAUCGGACCUUCGAUCAAAGUGUGGGACCCUUACAACGUCCUCUCUCCUCAUCCCCCUCCUCCUCUAUUGGAACACGAUCGCUCCGUUACGGAGGUUUAUUUAAUCAGCCACGGAGAGUGCGAUCUUAACCUAAGGCCUGAUCUGGUUGGAGGGAGGUGCCACGUGGCGAAUCUUACUACCAACGGGAAACGCCAGGCGAGGGCGUUAGCCGUGUUUUUGAACUCCGAAGGUGUUCGGUUUAACUCCGUCUUCUCUUCGCCGUUGGAUCGUGCUAGAUCCAUGGCUGUUUCCGUUUGUCAGGAAAUGAAUUUUCUAGAGGAGCAUGUACAGUCAUCAGACGCUAUUGUGGAGAUGAGUUUAGGAGAGUGGGAAGGAUUCCAUAGAUCAGAGAUUUAUACUCCUGAAAUUUUGAGUUUGAUAGAGAGAUGCCAACCUGAUUUCUCACCUCCUUCAGGAGAAUCACUCAGACAAGUUGAGUUUCGGAUGGUUCAGUUUCUGAAUAAGCUCAGGUCUACACAUCACAUCAAUGCCCGAGGAGGAGGGUUGUCACAGAGUACUACUCCUCACUCGCUAGCUACGUCUAUUCAUCGUCCGAGUUUGACAAGGAAGAAGUCUGGGAAGAGCAGGUUUCAGGUGAUGAACACUUCCGGUGAUCACGAGGGUAGUGAAGAGAUGUUUAAUCAUCAGAAUGAUGAGCAGCACUUGGGUGAUAUAAACGCCAAGAGUUCCUCGUCUCAACUCCCGACCUGCGUUGGUGUUUUCACACAUUCGUUACCUAUAAAGUGUCUUCUUACCGGUAUACUCGGAUGCAGCUCGGUGAUGACGCAUAAGAUCUGUGUGGAGGAUUCCUCCGUGACCGUGUUACAGCAUUCGUGGAAAACCGGGUGGCAGGUGAAGCGGUUGAAUGAUACCGCUCAUCUUAGACUGUUGUAGUAGCAUCAUCUAAAAAGCUGGUAAAUUUUCACACGCCAUUAGAGUCUGCAGAAAGAUCAACAAGCUUUGCAGAUUACAUGCUACUGCCACUAGCCUCUUGUAUUGUUUGUUUUUCUGUUUUGUGCAAGAAAGAAAAAGAAAUGCUAAAGGAUUACUCAUUAAAAUUUUGUCUUUACCUCCUUGUUUUGUUUGAUUCAUUGCAUUUGCAGAGGUUCUAAAAGAGUCUUCUGUAAUUCCUAUACUAGUAAAC